GAAGGAACUCAAUAUGGUGAACUCAGCUCACACCGCGGACUUGUUUUGGUGUAACCCACAACAGCUUUGCGGCGCUGCAACCUUUCUCCCAGCAGUCAUGCGUGUACAGCCCAACGUAAAACGUUCUGCCCUUCAAACCUUCUCCGUGCUAUAGAAGGCAGACUCCCUUGAGAUCCUCCUGGCCGGCUCUCCAUCAUGAGUGGCUCAAAGCCGGACAUCCUGUGGUCUCCUCACCACCCGGACCGUUACGUCAUCUGUGACUCUGAGCUGGGCCUGUACAGCAUCGCGCCCGUGGGCAGCACGGAAACGAAGCCCGGCACCCUGCCCCUCUCCGAGGAAACCGCUGCUACGUUGCUGGCCAUAAACUCGGACACCCCGUACAUGAAAUGCGUGGCCUGGUAUCCGAAGCAUGAGCCGGAGUGUUUGCUGGCCGUGGGACAGGCUAACGGCAGAGUGGUGCUCACCAGCUUGGGCCAGAACCACAACUCCACGUGUAAAGAGCUGGUGGGGAAAGAGUUUGUGCCCAAACACGCCCGGCAGUGCAACACCUUAGCCUGGAACCCCGUGGACAGCAACCUGCUGGCUGCCGGGCUGGACAAGCACCGCGCGGACUUCUCUGUUCUUAUAUGGGACAUCAGCAGUAAGUUUGCCCCAGAGACCACUGUAGCGGCUGAGAAAAUCCGCCUCUCAUCCGUCGACUUGGACUCGAGCACAGUAGUGACCAAGCCACUGUACGAGUUAGGCCAAAAUGACGCCUGCCUGUCCCUCUGCUGGCUGCUACGAGACACAAAGCUGCUCUUGGCCGGCAUGCACAGAAACCUGGCCAUCUUCGACCUGAGGAACACCAGCCAGAAAACGUUUGUGAACACUAAGGCCAUCCAGGGGGUGACGGUUGAUCCACACUUCCCCGACCGCGUGGCGUCCUUCUACGAAGGGCAGGUGGCCAUUUGGGAUCUCAGGAAGUUUGAGAAGCCUGUGCUCACCCUCACAGAGCAGCCAAAACCUCUUACUAAGGUGGCGUGGUGUCCGACUCGUACUGGCCUCCUGGCGACGCUGACCCGGGACAGCAACAUCAUUCGCCUGUACGACAUGCAGCACACGCCCACCCCCAUCGGCGAUGAGACCGAGCCCACCAUCAUCGAACGCAGCGUGCAGCCAUGCGAGAGCCAGAUAGGCAGCUUCGCCUGGCACCCCUCCUCCCAAAACCGCAUGGUGGUGGUCUCCACAGCCAACCGGGUCAUGACCGACUUCACCGUGUUUGAACGCAUCUCGCUGGCCUGGAGCUCCACCGCCUCGCUCAUGUGGGCCUGCGGCCGACACCUGUACAACUGCGUGGAGGACUUGGCCGAGGGGGCGCGCGUCGCCGCCGAGAAGGACGUUGCCACUAAGAUGAGGGAGCGAGCUCAGUCCAGGUACGGACACGACAUCGUCCAAGUUUGGAGGAACCACCUGUUGGCCGGAGGGAACGAUCCGCAGCUCAAGUCUCUGUGGUAUGACCUGUCCUAUAUGAAGCAGUGUGCAGAGGACAUGGAGCUGAAAUUGCAAGGAAACAAACAGUCUGUGGUCUGUUCCGGCAUCAAGAACCUUGUCAAGACGAGCUCAGGCACAACGGAGAGCCGCAGGUGCUGGACCGGCUCGGACCGGCAGACCGACGUAACCCGUUUCCACAGCGACGAGCGCUGCCUUGCCCUGAGGCUCUGCGGCUGGAUCAGCCGGGGGCCCGACAUCGACGUGGAGACCUUCCUGCGGUCGCUGGAGCUGGCACACGAGUGGGAGCGAGCCGCCGCCAUCGCCCUCUUCAACCUGGAUAUCCGCCGCGCCAUCCAGAUACUCAACAAAGGAGCCGUCGCUGAAAAGGGUGACCUGAACCUGAACGUCGUUGCCAUGGCUCUGUCAGGCUACACCGACGAGAAGUCCUCCCUGUGGAGGGAGAUGUGCAGCUCCCUGAGGCUCCAGCUGAAGAAUCCCUACCUCUGCAUCAUGUUCGCCUUCCUCACCAGCGAGCCCGGAGCCUACGACGGCGUGCUGUAUGAGAGCAACGUUGCUGUCCGGGACAGAGUUGCCUUUGCCUGCAUGUUUCUCAACGAUGCUCAGCUGCCACGUUACAUCGACAAACUGACCAAUGAAAUGAAGGAGGCGGGGAACCUGGAGGGAAUCCUGCUGACCGGGCUGACUAAAGAUGGCGUAGAUCUUAUGGAGAGCUAUGUGGACCGAACUGGGGAUGUCCAGACUGCCAGCUUCUGCAUGCUCAAGGGAUCGCCCGCCGACGUGUUGAAAGACCCUCGAGUCCAGUGCUGGAUCGAAAACUACCGCAACCUGCUGGAUGCGUGGAUGUUCUGGCACAAACGGGCCGAGUUUGACAUCCUCAGGGGGAAGCUGGACCCCAGCUCCAAACCGCUGGCACAGGUGUUCGUGAGCUGCAACUUCUGCGGGAAGUCCAUCUCCUACAGCUCCUCGGCGUUGCCUCAUCAGGGCCGGGGCUUCAGCCAGUACGGGGUCAGCGGCUCGCCCACCAAAUCCAAAGUCACCAGCUGCCCUGGCUGCAGGAAGCCACUGCCACGCUGUGCCCUCUGCCUCAUGAAUAUGGGCACGCCGGUUUCCAGUUGCUCAGGAACUGGAAAGUCGGAUGAGAAAAUGGACCUGACAAGGGAGAACAAACUCGCCCAGUUCAACAACUGGUUCACCUGGUGUCACAACUGUCGACACGGUGGUCACGCCGGUCACAUGCUGAGCUGGUUCAGAGACCACACAGAGUGCCCGGUGUCGGCCUGUGCGUGUAAAUGCAUGCAGCUGGACACCACGGGGAACCUGGUGCCUGCAGACAGCAGCUAAACGGGACACGCGUGUAGAAAACUAAAGGCAAACAUGAGCCAGGAGCCAACUGGUGAAGGCGAACUGCUGCUCCACCUCACCGACUACUGGGUGGGGGGUGGGGGGGGGGACAGAAAAGCAGCGUGGAUGUCCCUCUCUGAAGUGGGUGCUUGGUUAGAGAUACUGUUAUUAGUCCAGGGAAUGUUGGGUAGUACCAGAGCUCUAUAUGAAGAAGGGAAUAAAAAAAAAACGGGGUAACGAUUUGACUUGAUAAGUUAAAGGCAGAAAGGGAGCAAAUACUAAUUUUACUGCUCUGCUAAUAAAAAAAUCACUCAGGAGAAGUAGGAGAUGACGAUGUGUCGUCAGCCUCUUCCAGCCUAACCUGAAUCAGGGUGCUGUUACUUUUCAAAACGCAGUCAGAUACUGGGUUGAGAAUGUGCGAUCACAUGUGCCAUUACUUCCAGAGAAGGUUUUGUUGUGUUUUAUUCCGUAUUUAAUUUCUGAUGAGGGGGGGGGGGGGGGGGGGAUCUUCACAUACCUCACGAAAGCUUUUGUUUUUGGGUGCGAUGACAAUAACAACAGCCUCCUAGUCUCCUCAUCUGGCUUUGUGAAGGCGGGAGGGAGGCUGGGGGGGGGCUGUCCAGAAUGAAAGGUUUGCUUCGGGGGAGGAGGAAGAGGAGUGUGGAAGGGUGCGUCUGUAUUCACCAGCCUACUCCAGGCCUGUGGUCUAUGAAAGAAGCUCCCCAGAAAACGGCAGCUGCUCGGCACCCUGACAAGACCCUCCAGAUUGUUCCCCUCAUAAAGAACCUCAGCUGCCGGAACACUAUUGACUCACAGAGAAAACGAGAGAACAGACUCGCCGAGCCCUGUACAGCGACUGCCCUCCCCUCCUACAACUUCCAGAUCAACACACUGCCUUUCUCUUUCUUUCUCCACUCGGCGGUGCCCAAAUUGCACCCGAAAUCUAUGCAUACCACACAUGAAUCCGAGGAUGGGUGGCAUGUGUGGGUUAGCCGUCGUCUGUAAACCACAUUGUAAAUGGUAUUUGUGUCUUUCUUUGCCACCUUCGCUGCACAGCCUCUAACCCGGGCGCUUAUUGUAAACAGGGCGGCCUUCUCCAUAGCUGGCUAAAUCACUUAGUCAUGGAGUGCUGAGGAGAUGGGAGGGGGGGGGGGGGGCAGAGCGGUUACUGUAGGCAGCAUUCACCAAGGCGCCUGCGUGCCCUUUUGUGAAUCAUGUUGGAUCGGGGCAGACAAAUUGGUGAGCCGUGUAGCGUCCUGGAAAACCCGAGUGGCUGGAACUUCACCCUUUUAUGCCGUCUCUUGUGUUUUUGCCUUUUAAAUAAAUCUCUGCUGACAACUUGUA
Molecule: messenger RNA, 4176 nt
Organism: Fundulus heteroclitus (mummichog)
Lineage: Eukaryota; Metazoa; Chordata; Actinopteri; Cyprinodontiformes; Fundulidae
Gene: mios
Product: missing oocyte, meiosis regulator, homolog (Drosophila)
Exons: 12
Coding region: 196-2832 (878 amino acids)
Biological process (GO): cellular response to amino acid starvation; positive regulation of TORC1 signaling
Cellular component (GO): cytoplasm
Molecular function (GO): protein binding
Source: RefSeq, a predicted model, not a curated record